AUGGGUGUUCGAGACGUCGAAACAAACAUCGCCAAAGUGCCCACGCCGCGCUCGAGAAGCAAUUCCGAACCCGAAGAUGGAGAUAUCGUAGAGAAUGGCCAAAUCACUCAGAAAUAUGGUCGAACCAAGAGAGGACUCUCUGGGCGUCAUGUCCAGCUCAUGGCAAUCGGCGGUUCCAUUGGCAGUGGGUUUGAAGGGCAGAUACACGGGGAGUUGAAGCUGACGUUCACGCCAGCUGGUCUCUUCGUUGGAAUCGGAUCAUCUCUCAGCAAAGCCGGACCAUUGAGCGUCGUGCUGGCAUAUCUGAUUUAUCCGUCGUUGUUCAUCUGGCCCUGCAGUAUGUGUGUUGCGGAGAUGGCGACGUACUUGCCCAUUCGAGGAAGCGUGUAUGAAUUUGCGACUCGAUUCGUUGAUCCUGCAUUUGGAUUCAUGCUGGGCUGGAGGUCAGUUAGAGUCUUGAUGCCCCGUAUUCAGAUGUCUAUCCUAACAUGCUUGCAGUUAUUUCUAUGCAAGUUCAAUGCUUUACUGCGCUGAGAUUUCCGCUGCAACGACUGUCCUGGAGUACUGGAACGCACCGGUCAAUCCUGCUGUGUGGGUGGCAUUGAUUUUGGCGGUGUGCCUAUUUCUCAAUAUCUUUGCUGUGAAGUGAGUACUCUAAAAGAACGCAGCUGACAUUCACUGAUUUCAUUAGGUGGUACGGAGAAAGCGAGUUCAUCUUUUCCUGCACCAAGCUGUUACUCAUCAUCGGUCUCUGCCUUCUCACCUUUAUCACAAUGGUUGGAGGCAAUCCAAGGCACGAUGCAUACGGCUUCAGAUACUGGACGAAGGGUAACGCGAUGCAUGAGUACUACACUACCGGGCCGACUGGUCGCUUCUUGGGUUUCUGGAGUGUAAUACUUUAUGCGGCAUUCUCAGUCUCUGGUCCGGACAUGAUUGCGUUGGGUGCUGGAGAGAUCAAAAAUCCAAGAAGGAACAUUCCUAGGGUCGCCCGCAUGGUCUUUUUCCGGAUUUUAGGAUUCUAUGUCUUCGGUGUUCUGGGCGUUGGCAUCAUUUGCUCCAGCAGAGAUCCUCGCCUGCUUGGCGCAAUAAACGACGGCUCCGUCGGAUCAGCGGCCUCUCCGUGGGUCAUAGGCAUUACCAAUCUUGGGAUCAGCGGGCUGGCCGGCUUCGUGAACGUGGCGAUCUUGCUCUCCGGAUGGUCUUGUGGAAACGCAUACCUUUACACCGCCUCCAGGACUCUGUAUUCACUGGCGCUCGACGGCCAGGCACCUCGUUUCUACCUCAAGUGUACAAAAGCAGGCAAUCCGAUUUACUGCGUCUUGACGGUAUCCCUCAUCGGGUGCAUCACUUUCCUAGUGUCAGACAGCAGUGCAGCAACGGUAUUCGGCUGGUUCGUGGACUUGGCAACUUGCGGCUUCGUUGUCUGCUAUCUCGUCAUGCAGGUUGUGUGGGUUGGGUUCUUCAGAGCACUGAAAGCGCAAGGAGUUUCCAGAGACAGUCUUCCAUGGAAAGCUCCACUAAUGCCGUACGCAGCGUAUGUUGGGAUAGGCUUCGGGUGGGUGGUCUUGCUUUUCAUCGGGUUCGAUGUCUUCGCUCCAUUUGACGUGCAGGGCUUCAUUACGGCUUAUUUCGGGAUCGCUUUCGCAGUCCUCGUCUUUGUUCUCUGGAAGGUUGUGAAGAAGACCAGCUUUGUGAAGCCAUCUGAGGCGGAUUUAGUGUCCGGCAAGGCUGAGGUAGAUGCCGAAUGCUCAGUCUGGGAGGUCGAAGGCAGAGAUAUGCCUACUAGCGCGAUUGGGAGGUUCUGGCAGAAGAUAUGGUAGAUGCGUCAAUGCAGGAACACCGGGCAAAAGAAUCGUGUAAGCCACGUUCGUAUAUUUACAUAAUGAUCAGAUGAAUUUGUCAGUAUAUUCCGCUCGUCUCGUCGCAAAGGUUGCUUGAGUCGAGAGCAGCUUUGUUGAAGAUGGAGAGGGCAAAGGCUUUCCUCAAGUUUCACGCGGCACGGGCCACCGAUCUCUCGGAUUCGGCUUCCCUGACUUCAUCACCAGCGUAGCUCUCCACAUACAACGAAACAUCAAGUCCUUACAACAUAAGACAACAUGGCCAACGGGUAAUCUCACUAUAUUGAACGCUCAAGCAGCUGCUAACUUAACCUACAGGUGGAGCAUCGUGAUCAGCAUUGUGGUCGUCGGCCUCAUCGCCGUCGCCGCAUGGUUCUUCAGUCCCAAAGGCGAGAACCAAGCGUACGUUUCCGCAAGCGCUCACGUCCUGUUAUACGAUGUUGACGGCACCUCUAGCGUCUGGCGAUCUACAAUAAUCCUUUCUGCGGCGAGUUGUUGGCUCAUGUGGGGUACGUGUCGAAGCCACGCACGAGAGCAUUCUACAACGGGAGCAAAGCUGACUUUGGCGCAGCAAUAACCUUCCUUGCACAAUUGCAUCCUCUCAUAACGCCCGAACGCAAAGAUCUACGACCUGACUUCAACCAAGGACCUGCGGCGGGGAACAGUUUCAUGUGA
Messenger RNA from Lecanosticta acicola, 2513 nucleotides. Lineage: Eukaryota; Fungi; Ascomycota; Dothideomycetes; Mycosphaerellales; Mycosphaerellaceae. The record is from the annotation of a GenBank genome assembly.